ACAUUGAGCUGCGAGGUGCUGCUGUGGUGUGUUUAGAAUCAGCACCAUGGCAGAAGACAUCAAGACCAAAAUCAAGAACUACCAGACCGCCCCUUUUGACAGCCGCUUCCCCAACCAGAACCAGACCAGGAACUGCUGGCAGAACUACCUGGACUUCCACCGCUGUGAGAAGGCAAUGACUGCUAAAGGGGGUGAUGUCUCCGUGUGCGAAUGGUACCGUCGUGUGUACAAGUCCCUCUGCCCCAUAUCCUGGGUAUCAGCCUGGGACGACCGGCGGGCAGAAGGCACAUUUCCUGGGAAGAUCUGAACUGGCUUCACCCACCUCUCCUCUGUCCUCCCUCCUUCUCCCAGGGAGGUGAAGGGGGACCUGGGUGCACGGUGAUCCCCACCCUGGGAUUCUGAAUCAUGGCUUAACUAAUAAUAAAUACUCGUUGGAAAAGUGAAAAAAAAAAAAAAAAA
This is a messenger RNA of Zalophus californianus (California sea lion), 459 nucleotides long. RefSeq names its product cytochrome c oxidase subunit 6B1. NCBI's taxonomy places the organism in Eukaryota, Metazoa, Chordata, Mammalia, Carnivora, Otariidae. Gene Ontology annotation, cellular component: respiratory chain complex IV; mitochondrion; mitochondrial inner membrane. The transcript has a single exon. The record is from RefSeq and is a predicted model, not a curated record. Bases 47 to 307 code for a protein of 86 amino acids.